AGACCAGGGACUGGCGCGCCAAAUUUCAAAGCACUUCCUCCCGGACGAAGGCGACAGUCCGCAUUGAAAGCCCCUCAGAAACCUCCGCGGAGCCACGAAGACAUGAAAAUAAUCCACCAAAGCAGCCCCAGCGGCGGUGUGAGCGGGAAGGUGUGAGCCGGAGGCCUGGAGGGAGCUCCAUCUGCGGAGGAACCAACAGGAAGCCGCAGUGAAGAUCAAUCCGCUGCUUCAGCCUCACUGAUUGUUGCCUCCAUGAUCAUCUUGCUUUAAAGAUUAAAAUUCAUCUAUUUCAAAGUGAACUCCCAGCUGCAGAGUUUUUCAGCAGGUUAUACGCGGCCGUUAUCCGUCCAGCUAGUUGGACACUGUGACGCACCUGCUGUCCGCGUUCACUCGGCUCUUUAUGUUUGAACUCGCAGCCUUUUAGUCUCCUCUCCACGGGGGAUUUGAUCUGUUUAAGCCGCUUCUCAUAAAGCAGAGCAGGAGCUCGUUUUCUCCGUCUUAUACAGUGCUCCAAAUCCUCAUUACUCAUUCAUUUAUGCGCAGCAUGACAGCAGCUCUGCAUACUAAUGGUAGCACCUGUUGCUGAGAGCUGCUCCACCUGCCUGUGACCUUCACACGGACGUUUUCAUCUGCGUUCGGCUGUAUGCCGGCUGUCGGCUCUCCCUGUUUGUUGGCUGCUCUCCACUAGCUCUGAGGCGUAUCUGGAAAUGGAGCGCGGCCUGCUGUAACUCAGGGCCGGUCACAGAUCAGGGGCGGCCUCAGUGUGUGGGAGGGUGGCAUUGGAUCAGAGGCUGCAGCCAUGCUGUCCGGGGCGCAGCCGUGCUUCCAGCUGCUUCGGAUCGGCCUGUCCACGGGCGACUCGGCGAGGGAUCUCUACACCUUCCGGCCGGCGCUGACCCAGUCCGUGUUCCGGCUGGGUCGGGCCGCGGAGCUGUGUGACGUCACGCUAGAGUCGGACUCGGUGUCUCGCAUCCACGCCGAGCUGCACGCAGAGAAGGAGGCGAGCGGAGGAGAGGGAGAGUCGCUGCAGCAGGAGGAGGGCUGGAGGGUCCACAUCAAAGACAGGAGCAGCCAUGGAACGUGGGUGAACGACGUGCGCCUCCAGCCGGGCGUCCUGUGGGAGCUCUCCGACGGCGACACGCUGACCUUUGGAGGGCAUUCGCCUCCGGGGAGCCCAGAGUUCUACUUCCUCUUCCAGAAGGUCAAAGUUCGCCCGCUGGACUUUGAUGCCAUCACAAUCCCAAAGGCGGGAAUGUUUUCCUCCGACUUGCAGAACCGGAUAAGGACCAACUUGGACCGAAAGUCAGUCAAAAACCUGGACCUUUCUGAGAUGUCCAUCAACCGGGCCACAGUCAUCCUGAACUCCAUUGGCAGCCUGAGUAAGAUGAAGGGCAGUGCCUGGACCUUUAAGCGGAGCCACAGCCAUGAGGGAACCGUUUCUGACCCGGGAACCCCGUCCUCCUCCUCCCCUGUGGGCUUCUCCUCGCUGAUUCCUCCCUCCACUCCUUCCUUCUCCUCCACCACCUCGGCACCUUUGACCAAACCCCUCCAGACGGCGUCCAGGAGCAGGAGGAAGUCUGCGCACACGGUUCUCCUGGAGGACGACAGCUCAGAUGAACCCAGAAGUCGAGGAGCUGUGACAGGAGGAGUGGCGGAGGAUGUUCAGAGAUCACGACCAAAGAAGAGGCGGAGACUCUAUAGAUCUGAGUCGGACGGUUUCAGCUCUCCUGCCCCUCCCCCAGUACAGACUAAGAACCACAGCGACAUCCGGCGUCCUCUGGAGGCCAAACCUUUCCCAGUGGGCAUCAGAACCAUCGGCAGCUUCCACGGCGCCAUGACCAACAGCCGGCUGAACCAGCAGCUGCUGCAGUCCUCCUUCACCAGCGUGGUUCCUCGCAGGCAGGGGGAGGUAGAAACCUCGCACCGGGUCAAAACCGUGGUAAACGGAAACAUGGCUGCCUUCCGCCAACAGAAAGCCGCCCAUGGUACACCGACAGCGCAGAGGGGCAGGCGGAGGGCCAACAGCUCGCCGGUCUUCUCUCCCCUGGUGGUGGGAGGGGAGAACUACAGCCUGGCGUCGCCGACCGUGAGGAUCAGAACCGACGAGAGAGGGAGGGUCCAGUACAACCGAUUCCAUCAUCAGACAGCUAAACGUCGCGGCCGGCCCAGAAAACACCCCCUCCCUCCUCGGCCCUCCCUGCCCUCUCCCUCCUCCUCCUCUUCCUCCUCCACCUCUUCGGCCUCCUCUUCCUCCGGCUCCUCCUCGUCCUCCUCCGAAGAGGACGAUGAAGACGAGGGCGCUGCGGUGAGCGCGGUGGAGCCGUGCGCCGCCCUGCGGUGCCGGCUGCCGCAGCAGGACACGGUGCAGUGGAUCCAGUGCGACGUGUGCGACGCCUGGUACCACAUAGACUGUCUGCACGUGGACCGCAAGAAGCUGCUGAUGGACCCCAACGCCGACUUCCACUGCGGCUGCCGCUGACGGAGACCCGGGGCGCCGCCAGGACUUUUUUUACCCUAAAAUAUUGAACUCCUUUAAUUAUAAAAAACAUGAAAUGAAAAGCGGCUCUUCUGCAUAAGCAGGCAGUCAUGAUUCCUUCCCCUCUAAAGCCUGAGAUGCUCUCUGAGGCUUCAGGAGAGGAAACUAAUGAAAUGUCUGCCUGGAUGUCAUUAGUAGCAGAGGGUUCACUACUACUGACCAGAUCUGCGUUCGGGAAGAUUAAUGAAAUGUUUUUAACAGAAUAAACUCCUCUGCAGAGAUGGAGGCACAUCAGAUGAUCAGACAUUCCCGGGUGGAAGCAGCGAGCCGCUGCAGCUGCUGAAAGGUCCUCUCAGGACGAUCAUCAGAUGUUUGAGAGCACUUCUGCAGGAGCAGCUGCAGGAUUUAAAGAGGAUUGGAUUUUUUAUUAAAAUGCAAAGCUGCAGCUGAAAUAAUAGAAGAUAAAAACAAAUUGGAGAUGCUCUCCUCUGGGUCUGAUGGGUCAGGUGUUAAUGUCAGAGAUUCUUCUCACCUGUUUCUACCUUUACUUCUCCUCACACUACUGAAACUUUAGCCAAAGUUGGUCUGUUUUAUCUUGAAUGUAUUCAAACUUCCUCUUAUGUCAUAAUCUUUACUCCACUUUUAUCUUCUGCUAAACUUAUCUGGGAGGAAGGUUCGUCUAGCAGGGUUUCUUACAAAAAAAAAAAAAAAAAAUAAGAGAAAAUGUUGGGAAAAAAAGCAUAAGCUUAAAAGAGAAAAAUAAAAAAAUAUAUAUUUUUAAUGUGGCUGCGGAUUGAACCGCAUCCAGUUCACCGACGUUGAUUUUAUCUGUUAAAUUUAAAAUUUUCUUUCUCAGACAAUAAGAAGCAAAAUGAAGUUUAUAUUAAUAGUUUGCAGGUUUAAAAUCAGCAGAUUUUUUUUUAUUAUUCCUAAAUAUCUGUUGAGAAUAAAUUAUUUAGUUGCCGAAAGGCUUAAAACGAAUCAGUUUAGUUUCACUAACGUAUCAGUAAAUAGGUUUUUAAUGAGUUGCAAUGAACGUUCAGACCUCUCUCCAAACAUAAGGGUGCCGUUCGUCUCCGGUCGCUCAGACGGUGCUGAAACACGUCGGUGUUUCUCUUCAUCCUCCACUGAUCUCACUUUGUUGGUUUGCAGUUGAAUGCAGCAGUCAUGUUUUGCUGCAUUUUGAUUUUUCAGACAUAUAUAAGUAUUUCUUGGUGCGCUUAGAGCUAUUAUGUAAACGCACCUUUGCCUGCAGCCGGUUUCUCUCCCUAAUGUGGUAAAUCUGACUGUUAUUGAUCCCUUUCUGUUGUUUUUUUGUUGUUUUUUUCCCCUCCAACAUGUUUAUAGUCAAAGUUUGAGAUGCUGAUAAAUUGAAGCAGCUGCAGCGUCAACCACAGGAACCACAAACGAGAAAACUGAGACUUUAAAGAUGGUUUCUUCAGAGCAAAGUUGCAGAAUGAAGCAGCAAAGGUUUGCAGGUGGAUUCCUGGUUUGGUUCAGACGUCUUUGUUAAUCCUGAGGCGCUUUAUUUUCAGAAAUGUAUCUGACUGAAGAUGUUUUUCUGAAUUUAAUGAAAUUAUUGAUGAGUUUUGACUAUAUAAAGUUUUCUGCACAGUUUAAGUUGGUUUAAUGUCUCAUGCACUUGUUUGUAUGAUCAGUAUUUAAAUUCUAGUGCAGAGAAAUAUUAAGAUCAGUGGAUCUAAAAUGUGUUCAAAUCCCAAAAAUGCCAGAAAUAAAAAGUUUUUCCAA
Messenger RNA from Cyprinodon tularosa, 4225 nucleotides. It is a transcript of the gene tcf19l, whose product is annotated as transcription factor 19 (SC1), like. Gene Ontology annotation, molecular function: protein binding. The record is from RefSeq and is a predicted model, not a curated record. Gene Ontology annotation, cellular component: nucleus. NCBI's taxonomy places the organism in Eukaryota, Metazoa, Chordata, Actinopteri, Cyprinodontiformes, Cyprinodontidae. Gene Ontology annotation, biological process: regulation of gene expression. The transcript has 6 exons. The coding region runs from base 800 to 2479 and encodes 559 amino acids.